This is a messenger RNA of Capronia epimyces CBS 606.96, 2496 nucleotides long. RefSeq lists its product as uncharacterized. NCBI's taxonomy places the organism in Eukaryota, Fungi, Ascomycota, Eurotiomycetes, Chaetothyriales, Herpotrichiellaceae. The coding region runs from base 1 to 2496 and encodes 831 amino acids. Gene Ontology annotation, biological process: regulation of DNA-templated transcription; DNA-templated transcription. Gene Ontology annotation, molecular function: DNA binding; zinc ion binding; DNA-binding transcription factor activity, RNA polymerase II-specific. The record is from RefSeq and is a predicted model, not a curated record. The transcript has a single exon.
AUGUCCUCCCGUCCUCCGAGUACCUCCACUUCCCCAUACAAUGAAGCUCUCGGGUUCGGCUCCGAUCACGCCCAGGGCCCCUCCAGGAAGAAGAUGCGAAAAGGAACAAGGAGUUGUUUGGAAUGUCGACGGCGGAAAAUCAAAUGCACCUUUGAGCCUGGGAGACCCGCCAUCUGCAACGAAUGUUACGCUCGGGGUUCCACAUGCAUCGACCAAGAGCAUGGAGAUGUCCACGCAUACUCUCAAGUGACUACAGACCUGCCGUCAUAUAGUUUGCGAGAGCGGGUGACCCAACUGGAAGAUCUGGUGAAGCAGGUGUUGAAUCGCUUGCCAGAAAAGCCGAGCAAUACUUCCUCCAAUUCCAACUCCGACUCUACCUCCGCCUCCGACGCAGACAGAAGCCACGUUGAUGCUCAGGCUGCCGAAGUCCUCAAGAGUCUGAAAGGGUCAUGGCGGCAAGCCAACGCCGGUGCAGAGGAGUCGCUUCUCCUUCCAGUCGGCCUUCGAGACGACGCCCCUGUAUUGACGCUGUUCGACAAUGCCGUCAUCACGAGGAAAGAAAGCCAAGCCGUCGUGUCCAGAGCUCAGUAUAACAAGACGAAAACCCUUCUGGCCGCACUAAACAAGUUACUACCCCCACCGCAAGAUCUUGAGACCAUACUAGAUUCGAGCCAUGAGUGGUGGGCGAUCUGGAGGACAAUAUUCCCCGAGAUGACAGACAGCCGGUGUGAAACGAUCAAGGAAUCUGUCUCCCAUUCUUUACGUUCAGAAAAGCCGGCCGAGCUGGCCAAGAUUAUGCUCUGUAUUGCCUUGAGUAUUCAUCAAUUGCCGGCCGAUUUCGACUGGUCUCAACUGUCAAUCAAGGAGGAACCGGCGGCUCUGAUGGAACGGUAUAUUGCCACAGUCGACAAGUUGAUCACCUCGGAUGACGAAAUCGCCGCCACAAUAGACGGCAUUGAAUGCAUGAUGCUUGAAGCCAAAUAUCACAUCAACAUGGGCCGACCAAGACGUGCCUGGCUCCUAUUCCAUCGCGCCAUCGCGUUUGCACAACUCCUCGGUUUCCACAGAUUACCCUCUCAAGUAGACAAGACAUCAUCGGACUAUCGACGCUCAGUCGUUAUCUGGUGUCACCUUAUCAUAGGCGACCGAUAUUUAGCCCUCCUACUUGGCCUUCCCUAUUCGGUUGCCGAUGCCUUUGUUACACCGCACAUCCCUUCAGCUGCUGGCGUUUCUUCGCCAGCAGAGGCCAUCGGUGGUGAAACAUACGUCGCCAUGAUGCUCCCCAUCCUCACCAGAAUCAACGAUAGGAAUCAAAGCGUGACGCCUAUGGGAUACUCUGCCACAUUGCGAUUAGAUCAGGAACUGGAGGAGUUAUACGGUACCCGAGAUGCUUCGUGGUGGUCUAUCGACGUUAUCCCGGGCAUCCCUACAGAGGCACACUUUGAGCGGUUACAAGCACAGUUUCUCCAUCACCAGGCCAGAGUCCUUCUUCACAUGCCAUUCAUGCUCCGAUCGUCCGCCGACAAGAGAUAUCAGUACUCACACUCCGCGGCUUUAGAGGGUGCGAGAGAAAUGAUUCGAAUCUACGACGCGCUACGGACGAACAAGGACGUAGGGCCAUUUAUCUGCAAGUUGGUUGACUUCCAGGCCUUUACAGCCGCUAUGCUACUAUUGUUGAAUCUCUGCGGAUACGCGCAGCAGCAUCGCGGGAACAGCGGGCAACCCGUCGAUCUCGAGCAAGAUCAAGCAGACUCCCAACUUAUUGAUCAAGCGGUUACACUGCUCAAACACGCAGCAACGGAACCUGGUGGUGUGGUUGCGGCGCAAUCCGCGCAAGCUCUCGAAAUGCUGGCUCGAGUUCGACAAGGCUGUGACGAGGCCGACCUGAAACAAUGCCGAAGCGAGUCGGUUCAAGUGUCGAUUCCCUACUUCGGCACCAUCUCCAUCGGGCUCGGCAAAAAUUUCGUUCCCAUCAAGCCAGGUACCUAUGUGCGAGGGACAGCUGGUGCAUCGUUGACCAACACCUCCAACCCAGCCAAGUGUGUAUCUCACAUGGGUCUCCCCACCCCUCCCUCCAUAUCAUCCGGCAGCACACAACAGUCACCCUUGUCCACGACGAUAGACAACCCACACUCCCAGGCAUCAGCUCCGCAAGCUCAGCGUCUGCCCAUCUACGAAUCCACCACCUACAUCGCCCCAGGAUUGGAACAUGCGUGGCCUGACUCGGACGAUCCGUUUGUCACUUUUGACAGUUUCAUGGCCUUUCCUUCAGGACCUUCGGACGGCAUGACCGGGACGUCUGGCUUUGCUCCUCAGCCGACCUCGCAGAGUCCACAUGGUAGUGCGACGCAUGAUCUCAAUGCGGACGCCGCUGCCAGAGGCCUUGGCCAUGUCCCAGGACAGGGGUAUUCAUUCGGGUCAAACCCUUUCGGCCAGGUACCAGUGGAUCUCGAUCAAGGCUGGAACUGGUUUGGAGUUGACGCUCCAUCGUCAUAA